Molecule: messenger RNA, 1232 nt
Organism: Mya arenaria
Lineage: Eukaryota; Metazoa; Mollusca; Bivalvia; Myida; Myidae
Product: macrophage migration inhibitory factor homolog
Exons: 4
Coding region: 67-414 (115 amino acids)
Molecular function (GO): cytokine activity; phenylpyruvate tautomerase activity
Source: RefSeq, a predicted model, not a curated record
AUUGUCAAGGGACAUAAAUUUGCUGCAGUUUUUUCGAUCGGAGAAGCACUUUUCAGACCUUAAAUCAUGCCGACAUUCAACAUUUUUGUGACAACAGCAAAGAAAGAUGUCCCGGCUGAUUUUGUUUUGAAAGCAUCGAAAUUUAUUGCUGCUCAGCUAGGGAAACCGGAAUCUUAUGUAACAGUGCGGCUGGUUCCUGACCAAAUAAUGAGCCAUGGUGGUUCUACAGACCCCUGUGCGAGUGUCCAGGUGUUCAGUAUUGGCGCUAUUGGUGGAGAGAAAAACAAGAACCAUUCACAAGCCAUUGGAAAGUUCAUCAACUCUGAACUUGGGAUUCCAAUUGACAGGUUUUACGUAACCUUCAUCGAUGUUGCACGAAGUGAUUGUGGUUACAAUGGCAGUACGUUUGCUUGAUGAGGGAAUACUGGAGGCCUUGACCACUGUGUCACAAUCAGGCUCUUGUUCUAGAAUGAUCAUACUGACAGUAUUUCUCAAAUUAUAAGUGCUUAGGUUUUAUGAAAUGCUUAAACCUUUGUUGUUUUUGAUGCUAAUUGGCUAGAAAAUAAUGUGGUAAUUAUUGUUGGUAUCAUAUUUGCUAUUUAAUGCUCAAUGCAAAAUUAAUGUUCACUGCAAAAUUAAAGGAUUUAUCCUUAUCAUUCAAAUUUAAAGUGACGGCACUUGGAUUAAUGAAAUAAAGUCAAGGUUACUAUGCAUAAAUUUGCUACAUCUUGAUAAAUAAGUAAUGAAAAUUGUAAUAUGAAAUAACAGAAAUAUUUUCACAAAAUUUUGCCAUACUGUGCCAUGAGUGUAUUAAUUUCUUAUUGAGAAAUGACAUACAUAUAUAAUUACAUUCUACCGUAUAUUAUGCUAAAACAAAUUGUUGUUGCUGUUUCUUCUAUCUGGCUAGCAAAAUAAUGUUCACUGCAAAAUAAAAGGAUUUAUCCUUAUCAUGCCAGCUUAAAGAGAAGGAUAAUGAUUAUUGAAAUGUCAAGUGUUUUUUUUUUAUGUCAGUAGUAAAUUCAAAGCAAUUUGUUACAAUACUUGUACAUUUUCUUGGAAAACUAGGAAAAAAUAAAAAAUAAACCAAAAUGUUGCCAAACUGUGCCAUAACUGUACUAUAAGUGUAUUAAUUUAGUAUUAUGAAAUGAUCUGAGUACAUAUAUAUCAUGUUUAAUUUGUGCUUUAUAACCCUUUUGUAUCCAGUGCUGCAAUAAAUGUUUAACAUAUACAAA